CUUUAAAAGGGGAAUCUCACAGCGACGGAGUUCUCUUGGCAAACUGCAUCUUAACAGCUGCUAAUGGAUUUCAGUUCCCUUCUCAACUCCUUCAUUCCUUCUUGGAAUUCUGUUGGUUUAUUACUGGGAUUCUUCAGUUACUUGGGGAUUGCUGGAUCUAUUUUACCUGGAAAACUUGUUCCUGGAGCGAGUUUAGCUGAUGGAACUAGACUCCAUUAUCGCUGCAAUGGGUUGCUAUCACUUCUUUUGCUGGUUGGACUACUAGUGAUUGGAGCUUGGAUGGAUUAUGUAUCACCCACUGCAAUAUCUGAUCGGGGGUGUGAGCUUCUAUCAACAACUUUUAUCUUCAGUGUUGUUGCCACGUUGUUACUUUAUGUGGCUGGCUGCAAAUCCAGUGACCGAAGUUCUUCUCUCAAACCCCACAUUACUGGAAACAUAAUUGAUGACUGGUGGUUUGGGAUACAGCUAAAUCCUAACUUCAUGGGCGUUGACCUCAAAUUUUUCUUCGUCAGAGCUGGAAUGAUGGGAUGGUUGCUCAUCAAUCUUUCAGUGCUUGCAAAAUCUUUCCAAGAUGCCAACUUGAGCCAUUCAAUGAUCCUCUACCAGCUAUUUUGUGUGAUCUACAUUAUGGACUACUUCUUUUAUGAGGAAUACAUGACAUCUACAUGGGAUAUAAUUGCAGAGAGAUUGGGCUUCAUGCUAGUAUUUGGAGAUCUAGUCUGGAUCCCCUUCACGUUUAGCAUUCAGGGUUGGUGGCUUCUGAAUAACAAGGUGGACCUUACAAUUGCCGCAGUUAUUGCAAAUUGCUGUGUGUUUGUGAUUGGGUAUGUGGUCUUCAGAGGAGCUAACAAGCAAAAGCAUGAUUUUAAGAAGAAUCCCAAAGCACUAAUAUGGGGUAGGCCCCCAAAUGUCAUUGGGGGGAAAUUGCUGGUUUCUGGCUAUUGGGGAAUAGCAAGGCACUGUAAUUAUCUUGGAGAUCUGUUAUUGGCAUUAUCCUUCAGCUUACCCUGUGGAAUGAGUUCUCCGGUUCCAUACUUCUACCCGAUAUAUCUUCUGAUUCUGUUGAUAUGGCGAGAGAGAAGAGACGAAGCUCGAUGUGCAGAGAAGUACAAAGAUGUGUGGGAGAAAUACCGCAGGGCUGUCCCCUGGAGGAUUCUGCCGUACAUUUACUAGUGAGCGAGCGAGCGAGUCUUUCAGGUUUUUGAAAUUUUAGAAUUAAAUUUGGGUCUAAAUGAGCACAGCCAUUUUCAUUUUAUGAUGGUGUAUUAGAAGAAUGAGUUUGGGGCUUGGUGUUUGGUGCAACAAUUGAGGCUUUUUCUCAUUUUUUGUGUGUGUAUGUUUUGUUGAUUUCAAUGGCCAAGAGAAUCUACAGUAUCUUCAACAAUUAUGC
Messenger RNA from Cynara cardunculus var. scolymus (artichoke), 1390 nucleotides. RefSeq names its product delta(14)-sterol reductase. Lineage: Eukaryota; Viridiplantae; Streptophyta; Magnoliopsida; Asterales; Asteraceae. Gene Ontology annotation, biological process: sterol biosynthetic process. Gene Ontology annotation, molecular function: Delta14-sterol reductase activity. The record is from RefSeq and is a predicted model, not a curated record. Bases 64 to 1173 code for a protein of 369 amino acids. Gene Ontology annotation, cellular component: endoplasmic reticulum membrane. The transcript is spliced from 13 exons.